AGUACGGAUUGACAUAAACAACACAUGUCUCAUUUUAUACUUUUUUCAUUCCCCCUUCUUUUGCUUGCUUUUGCUUACUUUUGUUUGCUUUCUUUUUGCUUUCUUUUGCUUUCUUCACCUUGAUUGCAGGGACGCAUGGGUCGAAUCGAGAUUGGACCCUCAAGUAGACGGAAGUGGUACAAGGGGGAGGAUGAGCCACGGAGAAAGUUUGUGCACAUGAGAUAUGUGAGUAGACUGAUGGAGGCGGUCUCAGCCAGAGCAUUGAUCAUUUCGUUGAUGACGGCUGUUAUUGGACGACUCUUUGCUGAAUGGAUGGAGACUGUCACCCUCGGCUGGACCUACAAUGAACCAAUCUCCGGGGUACUUUACAAACCCGCGGAGGUCUUUCGGGACUUCGAUCUGGACCAAUGGGAGGGUAGCAAGGGUGGCUGUCCCUGUAGCAGUAGGUAUACUCGGUUUACUAAUCCAGCUACUAAGGGACUGCUUGAAUCUGGGAGGAUUGGGGAUACCCCUGGGCAUCACGUGAUCACCACGGAUUACACUAUCUCCUGGCUACCCCAACUCAGAGCGAUCCUGCACUUUGGCCUCAACCAUAUUCCCGCCACUAGAUUAGAGAUCGAGGUAGCGGUGAAGGAAAUCUUGAAAAGUUUCGAUGGAAUAAUGGCACUAUAUAGCAAGGAUUAUGAGCUCCAGGAGGAAGACUUGUGCAGGGGUAGGGCCCAUAGUCGUAUUCCCGAUGGAGUAGCUGCCGGAGGAGGAGGAGGAGGAGAAGGCGUUGGCAAUGGAGAAUGGUACAAAACCGUCGACAGGCCAAUUUGCGAGGUCAUGACAGAAGCAGAGCAUGAAGGGAUCUUAGAACUGGCAGACUCCCGUACGGUUGGAUUAUCGGAAACGAACGACGUGAAGGGAAUUGAGGAUGGUGGAUGGGAACGGACAAGUACACCACUCGGUCCAUACCCGGGGUUCGUCUCAACGGAGGGACAUCUCGAGUACUCGACGGGCUUCUUCGAUGGCCAUCGUCACGUUGUGAAAGGAUCACACGUCCCGCCCGUCGGAGCUGGCUCUAGUGGCAGGGCCAUUACGGAGACCGAAAGGCAUGACGGUAAACUCGUAGUGCCCAAAACGAGAAUGGAAAGCGGUCUUAGGAUGGUCCUCCUCGGCUACGCGGAUCUGGUGAUAUUCGCUACGAAGAUCGAUCUUCAUGAAGAAGUGGUGGUCGGAGAGGCGGUCGAACAGAUCAUCCGCACGGGGCAUAGGAUAACUGUUUCUGACCGUAUAUUCGUUGAGACCGCGGUAAUCGAGUCAGAGGCGGAGAGUGUCGUCCUUCUUGCGAUCGAACAGGACAGGUGCACUCCAUGGGGACGUACUCGGUUUGAUGAAGCCCUGGCGGAGUACCUCGUCAAUUUGGCGUUUAAGUUCCUGGGCUUCGGGAACCGAGAGGCGAUAUGGGGCGCGAUGCUGAAUACGGUAGUUAGGUUCGAGCCGGAUGUGGUGCUCGAUAUCGCGCAUAGGAGGGAUGCUGCUAUAAGAGACAGUCGGAGGGAAAACAUCGCGAUACUCGCGAAGGAGGGCCGCAACGCGAGGUUGCAAAACAAGGAGAUCCGUGAUGUCGACAAUGUAGAGUUCGGCAUCAGGCUGACGAAGGAUGUGGUGAAACUGAGUUGGUGUCAAGAUGGCAACAUUGACAGAAGAGGGGGAUGUAAAGUCCGAUUUGCCCAACAACGGAAUACGCGGGGCGGGAGAUUGCCGCUAGGUGGCUGCGGAGCUGGAGGUCGAAAUGGGGGGGUCAGGCUGAGGGCGGGACUGCUGAGCAAAGUGACGCUAGAGGGCGUCGGCGUAGGGGCAGGUGGACGGAGUGUGACCAGUCUCCCGCCCAGGCCCCCCACAUUCAACAUUUCGCGCGGCCGUCGACCUCCGGAAUCGACGUCGUCCUCCAUACGGCAGCAAGCAGCGGGAGCAGGGGGCAGGGGGCGGUGGCAGCAACCUUCGUCACGGUGCCGCGAUCCUCCAUCGCCGGGAAAAGCGACCCAGCGGCCAGGGGGCAGCAGCGGGCAGCGGGACAACGGGCGGUCUUCACACCACGCAAGGUUCAUUAUGGCGUACUUGAAGCAGUUGCAUGAAGACUUGAAGAAGCACUUCAUCAACGACGGUGCCGCGGGGUCAAACCCGGAUAAAGGUUCGAAGCACUGGGUCUGCAAGUACUACGAGACCCGGUUCGAUGGCACAGCCUCGGCUCUAAAGAACCAUUUCUUGAAUAAGUGCAGCUUGGACCACGUCAGGAGGCCGCUGUCAGUCGAGGAGAGGGCUAGGAGGGACAAGGGUAUCCGCAUGGGGAAGUUCAUUGCGGAGACCAUACACGCGGGGGGGAGAAGCAGGCCGGCCACAAACAGCCUGGCGUCCGUUAGUAGUCUGGUCGCUGACGCCGAGCGAGGUCGCACUGACUCGCCUGGAGGGGCGGAAGAGGUGGUUGUGGCUGAUGAUCCCGCCGCGAUCACGCCGGCCUCUGGCGAGUCGUGCAGCCUGCACCCUCCGUUCAGCAUCGUCGACAACGAAUACUUCCUUGAAUUCGUUGAUGUUGUGAAGAAGGCGCAUCCUUCGUGCAUGCCAUACAAGAGGGAUGACGCGCGGACAAAAUGGUUGGAUGGUCAUUACGGAAGGACGAAGGUGGACGUGCACGCCAUGGUGAAGAAGUGGCACUGCACCGGUUGCAUGCUGCAGAUGGAUGGCUGGUCAGACAGGCGCAACCGGCCGUACAUUAAUGUGAUGGUGUCAUCCCCGAUCAGAGCGGUAUUCUGGAAGACCACAUGCAUGGAGGGGAAGGACAAGGAUGCGGCGGCGUACUUCCAGAUAUUGGAUGGAGUUAUCAAGGAGAUCGGCGAGGAGGCGGUGGUGGGCGUUGUGAUGGACAACGCGAGAGUGUGCGUCAAGGCUGGCAAGAUCGUGGAGGCACCCUACCCACGCAUAUUUCGGUUGAAAGUGGGCAAGUUCUUCCACAACGUGGACAAGGCAAAGGCGUUGUUCCAUGUGUACAGUCCGAAGUCCAAGUUGAAACGGCCGGGGGUGACCCGUUUCGCAACCAACCACGAGAUGCUUGCUUCCUUGGAGAAGGCCAAGAACCCGUUGAAGAAAUGCAUCGACGACGCUGCGUGGGUGGAGAAGAUGGUCAUGACGGACCAACUCGCUGCGUUCCACGAGGUGACGGCCAUUGUGUUGGGGAAGGAAGAGUUCUGGGCGACGGUCAACAAGGCGCUGGCGGUGAUGGGGCCAGUAGUGACGCUCCUUCGUCUUGUUGAUGCGCCGGGGCCGUCCAUGUCGAAGGUGUAUUUCAAGAUGGACUUGCUCGUCGCACGGAUGCAUGAGCUUGAUUGCAUCACGGCGGGCAAGAAGGUCGAAAUAGAGGACAUCUUGAUGCGGAGAUGGACAUUCAUGACCAGCGAGCUACAUUGCGCUGUUGCGUUCCUCGAUCCGGAGCACCGUCACAUGAAUGCCUUGCGAGAUCCUGAGGUGCGCGCCGGAUUCAACAUUUGGCUUCUCUCGUGGGCGCCGGACGACCAGCAGACACGUGACGAGCUCAACCACCAGGUUGACAUGUGGGUUAACCUGGACGGGUCGUUCAAAUCGCAAGACGCUGCGGAAGCAGCACGUGUGCAGCCCGUGGCUCUGUGGUGGGAGGCUUACUGCGGGAAGUUGGACCUGCUCCAGCCACAAGCAGUCAAGUUGCUGGGCCAGGCAAGCUCCUCCGCCGCAUGCGAGCGGAAUUGGAGCUUGCACGAGCUUAUUUUCGGGCGCAGGCAUACGAAGUUGCCGCCAGAGAGGCUGGCCAAGUUGGACGACACGCCGGUGGAGGCAGAGAUCAGGGAAUGGUAUAACACAUGGAUAGAAACGGCCAUUGAUCCCGCUGCUGUUGCCGCCGAUGCCGAUGUGGUGGCAGAAGACGUGGAGGUGGGUGAAGAGGACGGUUCGGAGCUAUUGAUGCGGACGUGGCAGCGAAAUGAUGUCGCAGAUGAUGAGGAAUGCGACGAGGAGGACAUGGCUCUGUUGGGUUCGUUGGAGAGGGAAUGGCACAAGUGCACGAAACCCGGCCGUCGCAGAAAGCAAGACCUACGGAGAAGAUCUGGCAGCUCGCUGCCCCCGCCAUCAGUUGUGUACGCUGAGGCGGAUCGGGCGGCUGCACUUAAGGCACGACUGGCAGGCACUUGGGUGGAAGGUCGACGGGAGUCAACCACCAGGGAAAAGCGUGUGAGGAAAAGAGCACGAGCGGCGGGCGAGGCGGGAGGGGCUGAAGCUGCAGUGUGCGUGACCCAUCCAAAGAAGAAGAGGGGUUGACCAUCGUUGGCUGAAGCUGCAGCAAAGAAGGCUGAGCUGGCAGCAGCCAGGGCUGCUAAAGCAGCAGAAAAAGCGGCCGCAGCGAAAGCCGCGGCCGACAAGGCACGAAAAAAAAAAACAAGGUUGCCUCCGUCGAUGUGAUCGAGGACGACCCGUCAGGGAACGAUGAGUCCUCGUCCAGCUCGUCCGAAGACACGCAUGAGGGAGAUAGCGGAGAGGAGUCCGAUGAACACUCUUUGCAGGACCGGGGAGCGGAGGGGGAGGACAUGGAGGGAUCCGAGGCCGGGUCCAAAAAAGCAAUUGUGAAGAAAGCGGAGAUGAAGGGACGAAGGUGUAGGACGGGGGCUGACAGGAUGCGGGGUGUAAUAGUUUUGGAUUCUGCCCAUUGUUGGAGUUUUCUUUGCUGAACUUUGUUUCUGUGUUUUUUUGAAGUUAUUUCCUUUUCUGUGCUUUAAUAAACUUGCAAACGACUA
This is a messenger RNA of Chara braunii, 4799 nucleotides long. The record is from the annotation of a GenBank genome assembly. Lineage: Eukaryota; Viridiplantae; Streptophyta; Charophyceae; Charales; Characeae.